AUGGCGGAGGUACCCCCGACCGACACGGUGGUGCUGACCACCCUCAGCAGCCCGCUGAAGGCGCCCCCUGCUGGCCACGGGGAGGAGUACUCCAAGUGUUUCUACAGCGACGCUGACAACGGCAGCUACCACAGCAGCGACGUGCACAGCCUGGCUUCCCGAGGAUCCGAGGCCUUCUCGGGCUACGACACCCUGGAUGCCGCACCGAACUACGACUUCUACGCCAACACUGCUGUCUUCGGCCGGACCCGCAAGUCCAGACCGUCACUGUUCCAGCUGCACUCCAUACUGGAGGAGGAUGCUAUACCCCCGCCACUGUACGAGGAGGCCAACGGGCAAUCCAACGGGGGCGUUGGGGGGAAGGACAGCUCAGAGGACGAGGCAGACGCCGAGCCACCAGCAGAACCAGCAAGGUUCGGAUGGGUUCAGGGCGUGAUGAUCCGCUGCAUGCUGAACAUCUGGGGGGUGAUUCUGUACCUGCGGUUGCCCUGGAUCACUGCACAGGCAGGUAUAGGUUGCACCUGGAUCAUUAUCCUGCUCUCUUCCUGUAUCACUGGCAUCACAGGUCUCUCCACCUCUGCCAUCGCCACCAACGGCAAAGUCAAAGGAGGCGGUACCUACUUCCUGAUCUCACGCAGCCUGGGGCCCGAGCUGGGCGGCUCCAUCGGACUCAUCUUUGCCUUCGCCAACGCGGUGGCGGUUGCCAUGCACACCGUGGGUUUCGCAGAGACCGUGCAGUCCCUCAUGCAGGAGAAUGGCUCCAGCAUGGUGGACCCCAUUAAUGACAUCCGCAUUAUCGGGGUGAUCACCGUCACCUGUCUGCUGGCAAUAUCUCUGGCAGGGAUGGAAUGGGAGUCCAAGGCCCAGGUACUCUUCUUCCUGGUCAUCAUGAUAUCUUUCGCCAACUACAUUGUGGGGACCAUCAUACCAGCAACGCCCCAGAAGCAGGCCAGGGGCUUCUUCAGCUACAGAGCCGAUAUUUUUGCUGCCAACUUCGUGCCCAGCUGGCGUGGGCCGGACGGCAGCUUCUUUGGCAUGUUCUCCAUCUUCUUCCCCUCGGCGACGGGCAUCCUGGCAGGUGCCAACAUCUCCGGGGACCUGAAGGACCCGGCCGUAGCCAUCCCUCGCGGAACCAUGCUGUCCAUCUUCUGGACCACGAUGUCCUACCUCAUCAUCUCCGUCACGAUCGGUUCCUGUGUGGUGCGUGAUGCGUCAGGUGUUCUUAACGACACCAUGCCCGCUCCAACCACAGAGGACUGCGUGGGUCUGGCCUGCCGGUACGGCUGGAACUUCAGCGAGUGCAUCACCAACAAGACCUGCGCCUUCGGCAUCAGCAACUACUACCAGAGUAUGAGCAUGGUGUCUGGGUUCGCUCCCCUCAUCACUGCCGGCAUUUUUGGGGCGACCCUCUCCUCUGCCCUGGCCUGCCUCGUAUCUGCACCCAAAGUCUUCCAGUGUCUCUGCAAAGACAGGCUGUACCCUGUCAUUGGCUUCUUUGGGAAGGGUUACGGCAAGAAUGAUGAGCCAAUCAGGGGCUACGUCCUCACCUACAUCAUCGCCAUUUGCUUCAUCCUCAUUGCUGAACUCAACACCAUCGCUCCAAUCAUCUCCAACUUCUUCCUCUGUUCCUACGCCCUCAUCAACUUCAGCUGCUUCCACGCCUCCAUCACCAACUCGCCAGGGUGGCGCCCAUCCUUCCGGUUCUACAGUAAGUGGCUGUCUCUGCUGGGCUCCAUCGUGUCAGUGGUCAUCAUGUUCCUGCUGACCUGGUGGGCUGCGCUCAUCGCCAUCGGAAUCGUCCUCUUCCUUCUGGGAUACGUGCUGUACAAGAGACCCUCUGUGAACUGGGGCUCUUCGGUGCAGGCCAGCUCCUACAACAUGGCUCUGUCCUACUCCGUGGGCAUGAACCUGGUGGACGACCACAUCAAAAACUACAGGCCGCAGUGUCUGGUCCUCACUGGUCCCCCUGGUUUCCGCCCCGCCCUGGUGGAUUUUGUCAGCACCUUCACCAAGAACCUGAGCCUCAUGAUGUGUGGGAACGUGGUCACUGGAAGCCCCUCCCCUGCAGCCGUAGAGGCAGCAGGAAGCAGCAGUCACGUGACCUGGCUGAACAAGCGGCGAAUCAAGUCCUUCUACCGAGGGGUGGUGGCUAAUGACCUGCGCAGUGGGGUGCAGAUGCUGCUCCAGGCAGCAGGUUUGGGUCAGAUGCGGCCCAAUGUCCUGGUGAUGGGCUAUAAAAAGAACUGGCGCAAGGACCGACCACGCAACACGGAGAGCUACGUGGGCAUUCUGCAUGAUGCGUUUGACCUGCAGUACGGGGUGUGUGUGCUUCGGAUGAAGGAUGGCCUGGACGUUUCCCGCAGCCUGCAGGCUCACGUCAACCCCGGCUUUGAGAUUGGCACUGAGCCCCACCUCGACAAUGGGCCCCCCCCUGCACCCCCCGGCAACACCACACUGGACCCUGAUGCCCUGGUGGCCGUGCCCCAGCCCCGCACAGAGUUCCAGUCCAAGCAGGGGAAGAAGACCAUAGACGUCUACUGGCUGUCUGAUGAUGGAGGUCUGACGCUGAUGCUGCCGUACCUGCUGAGCCGUAAGAAGAGAUGGGGGCGGUGCAAGGUGCGAGUCUUUGUGGGCGGAGACAUCCAGCACGUGGAGGAACAGAAGAAGGAGAUCAUGGCUCUCAUCACCAAGUUCCGCCUGGGUUUCCAUGACGUUGUCGUGCUGUCAGACAUCAACGAGAGGCCACAGCCUGAACAUGUGAAGAGGUUUGAGGACCUGCUUGGGCCAUACAGGCUGAACGACGGUCACAAGGACGUGGGAACCGUUGAGCAGAUGAGGGAGGGCUGUCCCUGGAAGAUCUCAGACGAGGAGCUGGAGAGAAACAAGGCCAAGUCCCUGAGACAGGUUCGUCUGAAUGAGAUUCUACAUGAUUACUCCAGAGACGCUGCCUUGAUCAUCCUGACCAUGCCUGUGGGGCGAAGGGGCCUCUGUCCCAGCGCUCUCUACAUGGCCUGGUUGGAGACAUUGUCACGUGACCUGCGACCUCCAGUUCUCCUCGUCAGGGGGAACCAGGAGAACGUGCUCACCUUCUACUGCCAGUAA
Megalops cyprinoides (Indo-Pacific tarpon) is the source of this 3102-nucleotide messenger RNA. It is a transcript of the gene slc12a3, whose product is annotated as solute carrier family 12 member 3. The transcript has 26 exons. Gene Ontology annotation, cellular component: membrane. Bases 1 to 3102 code for a protein of 1033 amino acids. Gene Ontology annotation, biological process: cell volume homeostasis; sodium ion transmembrane transport; chloride ion homeostasis. Gene Ontology annotation, molecular function: sodium:potassium:chloride symporter activity. NCBI's taxonomy places the organism in Eukaryota, Metazoa, Chordata, Actinopteri, Elopiformes, Megalopidae. The record is from RefSeq and is a predicted model, not a curated record.